AUGAAAACCUCUUUCCUCAAUGCGACAACCCCCAACACGCGCUCCCCUCGAAGAGCAACAGAUAAGGGCGUGGGAAGAUUCGAGGGGGAAACGAUGAUGAAUUUCAAUACUAUUUUCUAUUUACUAAGGUUGUCCGUAAAGUCACGAAAGCGCGUGUUUUGGCGGCGUGUUUGGUCAUAUUUUCUAAACGCAAAAAUUUCAGACAACGCGUUUGGCAAAACUCACAUCAUAUCGAAAAUUGGGGGCAUGUGA
Messenger RNA from Chondrus crispus (carragheen), 252 nucleotides. RefSeq lists its product as hypothetical. NCBI's taxonomy places the organism in Eukaryota, Rhodophyta, Florideophyceae, Gigartinales, Gigartinaceae. Bases 1 to 252 code for a protein of 83 amino acids. The transcript has a single exon. The record is from RefSeq and is a predicted model, not a curated record.